Molecule: messenger RNA, 680 nt
Organism: Paramuricea clavata
Lineage: Eukaryota; Metazoa; Cnidaria; Anthozoa; Malacalcyonacea; Plexauridae
Source: the annotation of a GenBank genome assembly
UCGAGCCUUAUAGAUGGAAACAUGGCUCUCGGGAGCGAGGAGAUGCUUUCAGGAAUAUAGCAGUAAAUUUGACAGAGAUACCAAGCUCCGGUUUCCCUGCAAGCCUUAACCAACGUUCAGUGCGAACCAGGUUUUUUGAACUUGUCGAAGUGUUCAAAAAACAAGAAACACAAGAAGCAAGAGCAACCGGCAUGGAUACCUAGUUUCACGAAAAAACACAAUUGUUGACGGAUAUACACAACCGUAUGGUUGAAUAUGAAAAUGGUUUCCUGCAAGAAAGUCAAUUAAAAAAAGAUAAAGUAGAAAAGGAAAAGGCGACAGCCAAGGAAAUGCGGAAAAAAGCAUGCGAAAAACUGGGCAAAACAAAGAAAAGGCAAGAGCAAGAAGAUACUUCUGGUCCUGCCAGAAAGAGGAAAAGCACAGAGUUUCUUGAAUACCUUAAAUAUAAACAAGAUACCAACAAGGAAAAUACCGAGAAACAACUGAAAAUUCGUGAGCAAGAAAUAAUUUUGGAAAAACAAAGAUUGGAUGUACAGGAAAACAUGCAGAAUCAAAUGGUCGAGCUAAUGAAAAUGCAGCAGGAAUCACAAAAGGCAAUGUUCAAUUUAUUUGAAACAUUUAUGAAUAAGUUCAAACAAUCUUAAUAUAUAAGACGGUAUAGCUGUUCCACUUGAAAGUCU